CAUCGUCCUGGUCCUGUGAAACAUCUGGUCUGUCCUUGGCAAGAUAUUCUGAGGAAGUAGCUGUUUGAGUUGGUCCAUACGGCAUUUACGUCAAGACUGUGCCUGUCAUGAGGGAACAGUUACAUGUAGACGAGGAUGACGAUCUGCUGUAGGCAGAUUAGACACUCUGGACAACCAUUUUUCUUCGCCGCGGGAACUUCCUGUCCAGCGAAGUAGAGGAUUUUCCAUUCACCUGAGAUCUCUCAUCUGAACCGAAAGGGAUAGUGAACGUUUUUUCAGAUUUGCAAAAACAGCUCUUUGUAAUAAUCUGGAGUCAUCUGUAACUCAUGUGACAGUCCAGAUUUCAGGAUGCUGUUUCCUGUUAUGAUAUUCUACAAAUCCCAAUCCGUUUUCAACAGAGAGUGACCAUCUGAAACGACUUAAGCAGGUUAACCUUGGGGUCGUAACAAGGGACCACACUCGUCAUAAAUUCGGAAAUUGUGGCCAACAAGGGAGUUGUCAUGAGACCCCGGGCGGCCUAAGGUCACCUCUGGCUUGUUGGGUUGCCUUGGUGAUGGACCUUACCUUCGUGUCUUCACUUGAGUCUGUGUAUUCAAGAUUACUGACAACUCUGAUACUUGCUGGUACACGGCGUUGUGUCCAAGGCUGUCUCAAGAACUUGCAUUGUUGGAGAUAGAUGGAAACAUCUUCAUCGUCAUCCCCAGGACAUGCAAGCAGAUAUUGCCUUUUAACACCUCUGUCGUUCCCAACCACUCGAUCAAAAAUCCUGAAGAAGUCAUUACAGGGGAUAAGUUCGACGUUGUCACCUGUGUGUGAGUCUAGUCCAUCGUUCUCUUCAGACUCCUCAAGACUUGCCUGCAGUCAAGAGAGCGAUGUUGAGAAGUAGAAAGUACUAGUUCCAUUGAGAACGAUAAAUGACUUUCAACGAGGACUGCGGGACUAUGGUAAAAAAAAUUAACGGAAGUUCUUGAACCUCAACCUCUGAUAAAAGUGCACUUUGUUUGAGUGGCUAUUCCUGUGCUGCUGUUAACAUGUCACCUGUAAUUUCUUAUUGUUCCUUCGACUGAUGGUUCGUCAGAUGGAAUCUUAUGAUUUAAUCAUCAGGCACUUAACUUGUGUAAUGCGCAAAACUGCUUAGAAUAAUCACAACUACAGUAUCGUGCUUGAGUUGGGAUAACUGUGAUUUAUCAAAAUGGAAAUUCCAAGCCUCUGCAACGUUUCCUACGAUUACCUCAUUGAUGACGCGACUCUGAGAGAAAAUCGCUACAACAGCGCGUCAAGUUUUGUUUAUGAUGUGGCGUAUGACUGUUACUCCCGUAACAGCGUAUGUGCCUAUUACUUGUAUGAACUGACGGGGGAGACGCUAAUCGAUCACUUGCAGUAUAUUAUGCCACCACAGCAUUACGCCUACGCCCAGGUUAUCCCAUUUGUAACGCUUGUGGCCUUGCUGUGUUUGGUUGGUAUUAUUGGAAAUCUUCUAACAAUAGUGGUGAUAUUAAGGAAUCGUAUCCUGCAAACAACAUCCAAUUACCUGGUCAAUAUGGCUUUCUCGGAUCUUCUGAUCCUUUUACUGACGGGACCGAUGGAAGUAGCCUAUGAAUUGAAAGCAUGGCCCUGGACAUACACUCGCUUCAUGUGCCGACUCAGGUACUUUCUGAUCGAGGCUUGCACAUUCACGUCGAUUCUGAAUAUUACUUCCUUCACAACCGAGCGUUACAUCGCAAUUUGUCAUCCCAUUAAAGCAAAGUCUUACGUCUCGCAUUCACGCGCCAUCAAAAUCAUCGUUUUCAUUUGGAUUUUCUCCUCUUGUGUAAGCCUCCCUCUAUUUUUGGGUGUUGAUACUUUUGAAGUAUGCCCCGAGAUACCAGAAACCACGGUAUGCGGUUAUCCUGAUGCUUACUGGGAGACGGUUAUAGACCGUUUCUACAUCGCCUCUGCUACAUUGCUCUUUUUUAUUCCCAUGAUUUUGAUCACAAUAUUCUACUCCUUGAUUGCGCGGGUAUUAUACGGAUUCAACGUAGAGGUGGUAGUGCGUCGGAACUCCAGAAGAGCAAGGAACAGAAAUGGGGUCAACCCCAACGACAAGAAAGAAAACUCCGUGGAGAAAUCUCGGAAGCAGAUUGUUAAAAUGUUAGCUUUGGUAGCAGGUUGCUUCGCAGCCUGCUGGCUACCGUUUCACAUCAUCCGAAUCAUUCCAAACUUCGUCGAUAUAAAGCUGAGUGAGACACUGAGUACUAUUUAUUACGAUGUGCUGUAUAAAGUCUCCAUCGUCUUGAUGUACACCAGCGCCACAAUCAAUCCAAUCCUUUACAACAUCAUGUCAGCUAGGUUUCGUCAGGCCUUCAAGAAGACCAUCCUCUGCCAAGAAGAACGUGCCGUUUGUUUUCGUUGGUUUUGGGGAGACAAACAUGAACGACGCUCCUUACAACCAACGUGUACCGCCGGGUUGACUUACGUAUAAAUCACCAACUCUUACAUCUCUCUUUAAAAGGAUUGACUCAUUUGAUUCUGAGGUGGUAGAAGAAUGUCAAGAGUUAAAUCUAAAACAACAAAGAGAUAAAUUUGAGAGCUACUGGUGUUUUUUCUUUAUUAAAAGUCUGUAAAAAGUAUUUCGUAUGCGAAGUGUCAUUUUUACUAUUAAAAAUGAACAUAGCUAUCGAAAAACUACAUGUACUUUUAUGAAGCUUAUGCUGUUAUGUUAAUACCUUGUUCAUUUUUAAUAAUCGUUGGAAAAAGGUACUGUACCUUCAGAUGUCUUACUAUACACCAUUGGUAAAGCUUCGUUUUACUUUUAAAACUCAGUUGGCAACGUACAAAUCUCGGUUGGUCGUCAAAGAUCUAUCACGUUUAAAUCAUCCUUGGUUCGAGAAAAUCCUCAUCCAAAUGUUUUGUAAUGUCAACAAAAACAAUUUGGGAUGACGUACGAAGCACUGUUCCCCUGUCAAAUUGUAUCCCUUUAAAUACCACAUGUGAGAUAGGAAAGAAUGCGGGUGCACUUCCCUCAUUUUGAUAGGAAAGAUGAGUUGUGAAUUUGCUGUGGCUGUUAAACGUGGAUUGUUAGGAGAUGAUGAGUGAUUUCUAUUAGGAAUUGGCUCAGAUUAGAUCUGGAGAUUGGCUCAAUGAAAACACCUGUGUCUCACCUUUCCAGGUCAACCAACGUCGUCCGCCCCAAUGAAAAUAACGCAAGAAAUCUUGCAAAGUUUCCAUUGUCUUUUUCCGUCGUCUUGGCCACUGAUCAUUUAUCGUUGCUAUAGGCCUACUACGCAGUGUAUGCUUCGCAGUAUAUACUACGCAGUGUUCACCGGAACCUUAUAGAGGGAUCCCAAUACGACGCUUUUAACAUCGAUCUGCGCACUUCUGCGUUUGAAAACGAGGCUGUAU
Messenger RNA from Acanthaster planci (crown-of-thorns starfish), 3381 nucleotides. Its product is annotated as growth hormone secretagogue receptor type 1-like. Gene Ontology annotation, cellular component: plasma membrane. The record is from RefSeq and is a predicted model, not a curated record. NCBI's taxonomy places the organism in Eukaryota, Metazoa, Echinodermata, Asteroidea, Valvatida, Acanthasteridae. Gene Ontology annotation, molecular function: thyrotropin-releasing hormone receptor activity. Gene Ontology annotation, biological process: G protein-coupled receptor signaling pathway.